AUGAAUAAGAAUAAUAAUAAUACAAAUAGAAUUAUAGUAUUUGGUACAACAUGUAUUGAUACGGUUAGAAUGAUAGAUGACUUUCCUAAAAAGGGGAGUUAUAUUGAAGUUGAUGAAGAAAUCAUUGGUCUUGGUGGUGAAGCUUGUAAUACAUUGAUAUGUUUAUAUCAAUUAAUAAGAGAUGAAGAAAAGUUUGAUUUGGAUAUAAACUAUUUCACAACACCAUUGGUAAAUGAUGCAAAUGGUAGAUUGUUGAUGGAUAUCUUUGAAAAGAGAAUUGGUAGACGUCAUCAAUCACUUGAAACACAAUUCAAUCUAUUGGAUAGUCAAAAGGAUCAAGAGGUCAUUACAAAACACAAGAUGAUCACACCAGUAUGUGAUGUCUAUGUAUCAAAGGAUAGUGAAAGAAGUAUGUUUGGUAGUGGCUUCACUGCAAUCUAUUCAUACAUGUUGGAACAUUCAGAAAACAUUAUGAAAUCUUUCUUUGAUUUUUUAGAAAGAGAUAAUAGAAAGUAUACAAAUCAAUGGUUUACACUUGAUAAUAAUACACCAACCAUUUCAAACAAACUUGUAAACAAAUUGAUUCAAGAUCAAUAUUGUAAUCUUUAUAUUAUGGAUCAUCAAGUAUCAGAUGAUAUAAUUGAUCUUUUAAAAGAAGAGAAAGACAAAGACAAACAACAAGAAAGAGGUGUGAAAUCAUAUAUACAUCAAACUAAUACAAAUUAUUUUGGUACUAGUGGUGAUAAACAAGCUAAUAUCGUAGCUGCAAAGGAAUGGCUUUCUCGUCAUCCAACGACCUUUUUGAUAUUGACUGAUGGUGCACAUGGUUUGGUGAUUGGAGGUACAUUGUAUCAUAGUGAUGAAGGCAAAUCAUCAUCGUCGUCAUCAUACACUGAACCAACACAUUACAAUGCUAUACCACUUCCAUCCGAUCAACCAGCAAUCGAUUCAAUAGGUGCUGGAGAUGCAUUCCGUGCAGGUAUGUUAUACUCUCUUGGCAAGGGUAUCCCAAUUGAAAAAGCAAUUCAAUUUGCCAGUGCUUGUGGAGCUCUCAAUUGUCGUUACCGAGGUGGUUGUAAUAAUGUUCCAACUCUAUCUGAAAUUAAAUCAUUUUUAAAUCAAAAUGGAAUAAAUUGUAAAUCACAUCAUCAAGAAGUAGGCAAUAGAAAGGGUAUACCGGCAUACCAUACAAAGAAUGAUAUCAUUAAAACGAGUAUGGGUGAUGAAGAAAUACUCAAUGACAUUUAUUGGAAUAAAGUAAUGUCUUUGAAAAAGAAACAACAUGAACAACAAUUACUUCAAGAACAACAAGAAUUACAAAAGUCUUCAUCUUCUUCAACUUCUGCUACCACAACAACAACAACACCAACACCAAAACCAAAGAAACAUCAUCACAAGAUAAAGAUAUCAAAUAAUACAACCAAUACAAACAACUCUACCUCUACUACUACAACAAAACAAACUGAAAAAUCAUUAGCAAUGAUAUCAAUGGAUUGUAGGAAUGGUGGAAUUGGAUUUCAAGAUAAAUGUAUUUGUGUUGCUCCAUUUAUUGGGUCGUCGUGUCAAGACAUUGAUUUAAAGAAUAAUCAAUGUGUCAUUAAUCCAGAUGAUAUUGCCAAUCUCGGUCAAUCAAAUAGAAGUUAUUGUGAUGGUUAUUCACAAUCGAUUCAUUGUUGUUGGAAUAAAUACCGUACCGAUAGACUCGAUCAACCAAUCGCACAAGAGUUGAAUGAAAGAAUCGAACAAUUACUCUAUAAACACGGUCCAUGGAGUGAAAAUGACAAGACUCUUUUAUCUUAUCUUGUUCAACAUUUUGACAACAAGAAAGAACAACAACAAACAAAUGAUCUAAAAGAUAGAUAUAGAUUGGUAGUUGAAAAUGCGAGCAAUUAUAGUUUGUCACAUCGUAGACCGAAUCUUGGGUUUGUCAUUUCGUUGAAUGACUUUGAAUUGGAUGUUGGUGGUUACGAGUUAUUAUUAAAGAGUAUAUAUCGAAAGAAACACUACUAUGUCGUUCAUAUUGACAAACAGGCAACCGACGAACAGGUCCAUCUCUUGGCACAGACAACGGCCAAGUACAACAGAAAUGACAAUAUAGUGAUCAUGGAUAAACGAUUCUUUGGCCAGGCUGGAUCCAUUUCACAGGUAUAUGCAGAGGUUGCUGCAUACACCAUUCUCUUUGACAUGGUUAAAGAGAGAGAAAAGAAAGUGACGGGUGAGAAUGGUCAACACGAUUGGAGUCAUGUAAUCAAUCUCUCACAAUAUGAUUUCCCCGUCAAACCAAUUCACCAACUCGAGUUGCUUCUCGGUCAACACAUUGAUUUCAAUUUCCUCGAACAAGAUGUGCAAAAGGAUAAUUCAAGAUACCAUCAAAUAUGGCAACCCAAUUGUCGACGUGAAAUGGAGUCGGUCCAAGAUAUUCACAAAAACCAACAAUUGUGUGGCAAGUUUGAAAUGGCCGCCACCUUUAAUCGAUCGACUUUUAGUGAAGGUUCUCAAUGGCAUUUUAUCAACAAACAUUUUGCUUCACAUAUAGUCUCUGAUAUCGAUUCAAUUGAACAUCUAUUCUCAUUUAAACAUACAUUGAUUCCAGAAGAAAUUAGUUUCCAAUUUAUUUUUUCAAAAUGGAAUAUAUCACCAAAGAAACGUGAAAAUUAUAAUUAUAGAUAUAUACCAUGGAAUAAUGAAAAAUUAGAAGUUGGUGAAAAUGAUUUAAAUAAUUUCAAAAUUGCAAUGUUUACAAAUAGAGUUUAUAGAAAUGAAAUUAGAGAAUCGAUUAUUGAUAGAUAUUUAGAUUUUAGAAAUCAAUUAAAUUAA
Molecule: messenger RNA, 2817 nt
Organism: Cavenderia fasciculata
Lineage: Eukaryota; Evosea; Eumycetozoa; Acytosteliales; Cavenderiaceae
Gene: gnt10
Product: carbohydrate/purine kinase domain-containing protein
Exons: 4
Coding region: 1-2817 (938 amino acids)
Biological process (GO): heparan sulfate proteoglycan biosynthetic process; chondroitin sulfate proteoglycan biosynthetic process
Cellular component (GO): membrane
Molecular function (GO): kinase activity; protein xylosyltransferase activity
Source: RefSeq, a predicted model, not a curated record